CAUUACAACAGAUUAGUGUCUCUGUCUGCUAGUGGAUCCCCUUACCUCUCACCUCAUGCCUACCACUCUCCCCUCCACAUCCCUCUCUGUAGAGAACUGGAGCCACCUCAACGCCACCCUUGCUCUUGCUCUCGUGGGCUUACUUAGCCCCGAUCUCGCCUCCCUCUUUGAUUCUAUCGUCCUCGACAGUCCUUCUUGCACCGCUCGCACCCUCUGGCUCAAAUUGGAGGCCGAUCACGGCACUCGCUCUUCAUACGAUCUGUGGAAGUCGACAAGGCCUAUCCGAAGGGACUCUUUGACUGGUUUGACCGGCUUUGCUUCUUUCAAAAAAAGUCUCAGAACUGCCGAUGGUGCUGAUGCUGUCAUCAACGACAUGCCCACCUCCACCAACGUCGACGUCGAGGGCUCCGAUGCAAAGGUUAUGCACGCCCAGUUGACCCCGGUGUACUUUCCUGGCCCCCCCAUCGGCACCCCCCACCCCAACUACCCCUUUCACAUCUCUCUCGAGAAACCCCCUCUCGACAUCUUCUCCCAUGCCCACAUCCACACCUCUGACGAUAUCGAGCUCGGCCUCCAGACUUACAACCGCAUCGCUCCCCCUAUCAGCACCAACACCAGCGCCAAGGGCGAGUCGGUCAAGGCACGAGCGAGGACGUUGUGGAUGUGAGGAGAAGGAGAAUAAUUGACCCC
Molecule: messenger RNA, 690 nt
Organism: Cryptococcus amylolentus CBS 6039
Lineage: Eukaryota; Fungi; Basidiomycota; Tremellomycetes; Tremellales; Cryptococcaceae
Exons: 3
Coding region: 56-667 (203 amino acids)
Source: RefSeq, a predicted model, not a curated record